AUGAAAUCAACCGUCGAGUCAAGAAAGCUCUAUACAGGCCAACAACCAGAGUCGGCAAGUCACAACAACCAAUGUUACCUUCACUACAGAGCUCAGAGGGUUUUCUAUCAACUGUCCAGCGCCGCUUGCGGUGCGGGAAUCAAUGAUGGGUGGGUGAGGGAUGGAGGAAUCGAGAGUCGGAUAAUGGUCCUGUCUGCCGAGGCCGUCAUCGCCAUUGUCGGUGUCUUCAUCAACAUUCCCACCUUUGUCUUGGUGUUUUGGCACAUGUGGGUAAAGCGGAGACGAAGAAGUAGCAGUUCGCAUAGACAAACUCGGCGAGAUUCUGAGUCCUUCGAGGAGCAUCAACUUUUCGACAGGGUGCCCCUCCAUCCUCGACACGCUUUCCCUUGGGGUCAGCAGCCGCCCAUGUUUGCAUGGUACGCAAUGCCUUGGGCUACGCCAUAUGGUUUUGAUCGUCGCGCGCUAUGA
Molecule: messenger RNA, 468 nt
Organism: Fusarium vanettenii 77-13-4
Lineage: Eukaryota; Fungi; Ascomycota; Sordariomycetes; Hypocreales; Nectriaceae
Exons: 3
Coding region: 1-468 (155 amino acids)
Source: RefSeq, a predicted model, not a curated record